GGGACCUCCACGCUGGGAGGUGUGCUCCGGUCCCCAGCCACAGCGGGCAUGGGGCGUCCCGCAGCGCCCUCGCGCCUCCUCCGCGUCCCACAACCCCUCCUCUGCCUCCUCUGCCUCCUUCUGCCACUGCUCAGAGCAGCUGGGCCACGCCAGGCACCUGAAGACCAGCACCCGUGGGCAUUGCCAGAGCAGCACUGCCACACCGCCACCACCCUGGCCAACGUCUCAGUAGGUCCCUACUCCUACUGCAAUACGACCUUGGACCAGAUCGGGACAUGCUGGCCUCGGAGUGCUGCGGGAGCCCUGGUGGAGAAGCCGUGCCCCGAGUACUUCAACGGUGUCAAGUACAACACCACUCGAAAUGCCUACCGGGAGUGCUUGGAGAACGGGACCUGGGCCUCACGGAUCGACUACUCACAGUGUGUGCCCAUCUUGGACAACAAGCAGAGGAAGUAUAGCCUGCACUACCACAUCGCUCUCGUGGUCAACUACCUGGGCCACUGUGUUUCUGUGGUAGCCCUUUCGGCGGCUUUCCUGCUUUUCCUGGCCCUGCGGAGCAUUCGCUGUCUUCGGAAUGUGAUCCACUGGAACCUCAUCACCACUUUCAUCCUGAGGAAUGUCACAUGGUUCCUGCUGCAACUCAUCGACCACGAAGUGCAUGAAAGCAAUGAGGUCUGGUGCCGGUGCAUCACCGUUGUCUUCAACUACUUCGUGGUGACAAACUUCUUCUGGAUGUUCGUGGAGGGCUGCUACCUGCACACGGCCAUCGUCAUGGCCUACUCCACUGAGCGCCUGCGGAAGUGGCUCUUCCUCAUCAUCGGAUGGUGCAUCCCCUGCCCCAUCACCAUCGCCUGGGCCCUUGGCAAGCUCUACUAUGAGAAUGAACAGUGCUGGUUUGGGAAGGAGCCCGGUGACCUUGUGGACUACAUCUACCAGGGCCCCAUCAUCCUUGUUCUCCUGAUCAACUUCGUGUUUUUGUUCAACAUAGUCAGGAUCCUAAUGACAAAAUUACGAGCAUCCACCACAUCAGAGGCGAUCCAGUACAGGAAGGCGGUGAAGGCCACCCUGGUCCUCCUGCCCUUGCUGGGCAUCACCUACAUGCUGUUCCUUGUCAACCCCGGGGAGGACGACCUGUCGCAGAUCGUGUUCAUCUAUUUCAACUCCUUUCUGCAGUCCUUCCAGGGCUUCUUUGUGUCUGUUUUCUACUGCUUCUUAAACGGAGAGGUGCGUUCAGCCGUGAGGAAGAGGUGGCACAGGUGGCGGGAUCAUCACUCCCUCCGUGUCCCCGGGACCCGGGCCAUGUCCAUCCCCACCUCACCCACGCGGAUCAGCUUCCACAGCAUCAAGCAGACUGCCACUGUGUGAUCCCCAGUGUCACCACCUCGCCUGCCACUCUGUGGUUGGGACAGCUUCCCCAUCCUCCACCGCCCACUCUGGGCGCUCCUUGCCACGCAGCCCUGGUGUGGACAGAAGGGAGGGGAGAGCCCAGCUCUCCAGCCUGUGUGGCGGUGGCAGCACAGGGGGCUCCCAGGACCAGGGCCAGCGGGGUGGGAGCACAGAGGAAAGGUCACAGGAAGUCCGGAGAAGAUCGGGGCACCGUCUUCAGGCAUCUUCAGGCAUUUGUGCACACCAGCUUCUCAUGCUACACCUUUCAUGGUCGCCCCACUUGCAGAGGAGGAAACUGAGGCCCAGAGCCAGGAAGGGCCUGCCCAAGUCCUGCAUCUUGUUCGUGGUGGACCUGGGCUCUCUGCCCCACUCAUGGUGUGGGCCUUGCUCUCAGCAGCAGGGAUGGCCCUGCUCCCUGCCUGCAGCCUCUGUGCUCAGUGGCGCCUUCUGUAGUCAAGGGGAGACACAGCAGCUGAAGUAAAGGGUCAAUUAGGAGGGUUUCAUCCCAGGGCCUCAUGCCUAAAGAAACCUGUGACCCAGCCAUCCCCUUCCCCCUGGGGCUUCCUGAAGAACAUUGACUUCUCUCUGGGAGAUUUCCUCCCAGCCUAGUUCACAGAUUGGGCUAGGGACAGGGCUUGUGGAGGGCCAGGCGAGGAGGACAGCCAUGCCUAGGCCAAUCAGAUACAGUGGCGAAGCCCAGGGGACAGGCCAGGACAAGGAGUGGGGUGGGAAGAGCAGAAACAGAAUGCAUCUUUAGCGAUCAGAGUUAUUUCCCUAGCCCCCACCUGAGACAGACUUAGCCUCCCCUUCAGAAACAACGUCCCUACUCUAAGAUACAAACCACGCCUCUGGGGAGACAACCUCCCAAAGGGGAGCAGACCAACAUCAAGGCUGGAGGGUUAGGUCCACUCCUGUUUGCAACUCGGGCCCUGGCCUGGGGCCGGUUCCCUCUCUCUGACCUGAGCAUGGGCAGGUGUGGGAGCAACUUUCUCACAAGUCCCCCCGAAUGCCACAGACACGAGUGACAUGACGGUGAUCUGUUUGGGGAGGAGAAGUGGGCUGUGGCCAGUUUCUCAGGGGAGACAAAGGCCAGCAGUGGCCACUUUCUCCAAGGAGAAAAAGGCCCUGAGCCUCCUGCUCUAGGGCUUUUAUUGGGUUUUAAUACACAGGAAUACAGGGCGGCAAGGAUCAAACAGUACAUAUAUUUCAAAGAUAUCUGAUGGCUUACUAUGAGUCAGAGUUGGUCAGAAACAGAGUUUUAGGGUUUCUUGCUCAAACCCUGAACAUAUGAAUGAAAGCACUCUUAGCAGAGCAGAUUUCACAGGUUUAUCAGUAAGUCUUUGUGAUGCCAGAUUUUCCCCCAGGACACGCUCUAGCAGAGCAAGAAGCUGCACCUCUCCCCAACAGGUAUUCAGGCUUAAGGGGAUUAGAGCCAGGAAGCGCUUCUCCCAGAGAACAUGGGGACUCAGGCCAUCUCAAAACCAGGGGGCGAGAGUCUAUUGCUCUCUGUUGCAGUCCCCCCCACCCAGUCCGUCCAUGAAGGCCUCCCAAGUGAUCAAGUCUGGCUUAGGUUGCCCCCCACUGUGAGGGGUCUUACCCAUCAUCAACUUCCAACUAAGCUUUGGGGGCAGGGAGAGGAACUGAGGCAGCGUUUUCUACCAGAGACAAGCUUUGUCUCCUGUGGCUUGCAUUCCAGAGGUUGUCCCUCGCCCUUAGCCACAAGGGGUAGAGAUACAAUUCCUAAAACCAGGCAGAGCGGUCUACAAACAGGCAGGUCUGACCCUUAUCAUUCCCCCAGGACGAUAUCUGCCCCUUCUCCCCAACCAAGGGCAGCGGAAAGCAGUAGAGGCAAGGUGCAGCCCACCCAGCACGUCAAGGCCUGUCCCAGGGGCCCAGGUUCUGGAAUCUGGAGGAACAGGUGGACAAAGCUCCCUGGUCUCCAUGACCAUCCACUACGGGGCCUCCCGGCUCCACACCCACCGCCCUGCAGGGGAGGCCGGGGGCCCCGGGCAGGAGGAGCCCCGGGGCCAGGGUUCAAAAGGGCUUUUGCUCUUGGUAUGCCUCUCCCACCCCCAAUUUUUAAAAUUAGAUAUCUUAUCUUACACAUUUUUAAGUUGACAUUUAAUAUUUUCUUUACCCGGCUUUUAAAUCAUGCAAGAGAUGUGAUUUCAGGCAUUUGGUAAAUAUAAAACAAAACUGCUACAACACUUUAAAAACCUCAUACGGACUCCAAACACAGCAGUGAAUGAACACCUACACUCAUCUAUUUAAAAAAAAAAUAGAACUGGCUCUUCUUUAAUGGUGAAAAAUUCCACAUGGUUUCUUUCUCUUUGAACUUAUAUCUCCAUUCCAUUUCCCCCUAUAGAAUUUUACAUGAAUGCAGUAUUUUUUUUAUCAUAGAAAGUCUUUCAUUGGCCACUUCACCAUAUUCAUCUGCCACAAACUAU
Artibeus jamaicensis (Jamaican fruit-eating bat) is the source of this 3833-nucleotide messenger RNA. It is a transcript of the gene CRHR2, whose product is annotated as corticotropin releasing hormone receptor 2. The transcript has 13 exons. Bases 49 to 1365 code for a protein of 438 amino acids. Lineage: Eukaryota; Metazoa; Chordata; Mammalia; Chiroptera; Phyllostomidae. The record is from RefSeq and is a predicted model, not a curated record. Gene Ontology annotation, biological process: long-term synaptic potentiation; adenylate cyclase-modulating G protein-coupled receptor signaling pathway; cell surface receptor signaling pathway. Gene Ontology annotation, molecular function: G protein-coupled peptide receptor activity; corticotropin-releasing hormone receptor activity; peptide hormone binding. Gene Ontology annotation, cellular component: plasma membrane; axon terminus; dendrite.